UUACGCUUUGGACUGUACCAUUUCCCUCCUUCCUUUGCUCCUUGUUUGGGGUUUCCGUGUAGCAAAGCAACCGGAGUCGGAGGCGGCUAGAAGAGGAGAGGAGGAGUGCGAGUAGCGCCCGGGCAGUUUGCCAACAAUCGUGAGAAAUUGAGCAGUCUGGCUCCAAAUCUCUUCCUUCACCCUACUGCCAUUCCCUCUUCUACAAAUUAACUUUUGGAUUGAUGGUUGAUUCGACCUACAGGAGAAAAAUCUUGCAGCUGGUUCAGAACUGGGCCCUACAGAUGUGCCUCGUUGAAGAUUGUACAGGAAUUCCUUAUACUUGUGUAUAUCUGUGAAGACCCAUAACCAGCAGAAUUACCAAACGUGUGUGAACUCAAUGUCUAACCAAGGAGAUGACUGCUAUUUUUUUUUCUACUCCACCUGCACGAAGGGGGACAGCUGUGCUUUCCGGCACUGUGAGGCUGCCUUAGGAAAUGAAACUGUUUGCAGUCUGUGGCAGGAAGGUCGUUGUUUCCGCCAAAUAUGCAAGUUUCGCCACAUGGAAAUUGAUAAAAAGCGCAGUGAAAUUGCCUGCUACUGGGAAAACCAGAUUUCUGGGUGUCAGAAGGCAAACUGUGCUUUUCAUCACACAAAGGGAAGAUUUGUAGAUGGAGCAUACUUUCCUCCAAGUAAGGCAGUGGCAAAGCCUGAACCAUCUGAUCCAGAUGUGCAGACCUCUGUACGGUUGGCAGCUCCAGCUAAGCUUUCUGGGGCCCCUACGCCGCAGAUACGUGGGGUAAAAAAAAUGGAGGCCACGGAGAAUGUUCCAAGCCCUACACAUCCACCUGUGGUGAUUAAUGCAGCAGAUGAUGAUGAAGAUGAUGAUGAUCAAUUUUCAGAAGAAGGUGAGGAGAUAAAGAGUUCUGCCCAACAUUGUUUAGCACCAGGAAAUCAACAAGGAACUACUGUAGUAUCUACUAGAAAAUCACUGACGCCUAGAAAAGAUGUUGACUUAAACUAUGGUAUUAAAACCCUAAAAGAAAUUAAGUCUGAAAAACAGAAGAAUCAAGGAGUAGCCAAUGAUCCUCUAGCUUCCCCAGAGAUUUUAGUUUCAUCUUUCAACCAAAUCGACAGCAGCAUUUCAGUUCUGCGAACUGUCAAGUUCACCAACAAAGAUUCAACAACAAAACUUAGUUUGGCACAAAGACUUGGGAAGCGCAAAACAUUCCAUGAAAACAGCUCUAUAGGUAGUGCUUCUGGUGGAGAGGUUCUUCCUUUUGUGAAGAAAACAUUAUCAGAAAGACUUGGGAAGAAGAUUACCCCAUCUACUGAUAGCCCUGAGUGUCUACCAAAGAAAGAGACAGCUGCUACUACAGCAACUGACUUCCGCAUUAAGACUCUUGAAGAAAUCCGUCAGGAAAAAGCCAAUCAAAGGCUGGAGCAAGAGACCACAAGUUUACCUUCUGAAAGUAGAGAUAAAAUCUGUAUAAAAAACAAGCUUUCCUCAAAGACUCAGACAGGGAUUUACAUUAAAUCUUUGGGUGAAAUUCAAGCAGAAAAGAGGCUAAGACAACUGAAAGAUGGGAUACAGAAACAAGAGAACGCGAAAGAUGACCUAGACAACAAGGCAAAUAAGGUGACCGGGCACAAAGAUGGAAAUACAGCACAAAAUAAUACAAUCCCAACUGAUGCUACACAAAAACAGAUUAAUUUUAUUCAGAAAGUUCAGGAGGAAAGACAGUUUAAACAGCCUCUUGUAAAUGACAAUAUUUCCAGCAGUGUUGGCACCACUAAACCUCUUUCUGUGAGUUUAAAAGGGCCUAAACAAAGCUCACAGUCAAUAGAGAAAGUUAGAGUCAAGACGCUUGACGAGAUCAGACAAGAGAAAGCUUUCCGUCUCCAGCAAACUGCCAAAUCGGAGAAUGUGGAUUAUGAAUCUCAACCACAGUCUCCACCAAAGCACAAGAAGAGCCUUAGAUUCUCCAAAAUCCCAGGAAGUACAGAAGCAAAAAUGGACCAGUCAACUGCAGAGCCAAGCCUGCCUACAAAUAAAGCUGCUGAAGAGGAGAAUCAGGUAUCCAUGACAUUCGGAUCUCCUGUCAAAACCUCCAAUAAAGAGCCAUGUAAAAAAGAUGUAGACACCAAACCGAAGAGUGGUGCAGUUAUUACAGACUUUCAAACGUCAGCACUCGCAGAUGGAAGCAAUGCAGAAGUUCUGAAGUCAACUAUACUAACCGUUCAAAAGAAAGGUAAACCAAAAUUAAAUGUUGAGCUGUGUGUGGUGAAAAAUCCAUUACCUGUCAAAGCAGCCAUGAAGCAGAAAGCACAAGAAAGAACUAUUGUUGCUGAAGUUAAACCCAUGAACUCUGCUGUAACCUGCAGCGAAGGCAAGAGGGCAGCCGAAAUGCUUCCAGUAAUAGAUUCUUCUGAGGAGCCUUCAACUGACUGUAUACCACAAAAGCGUCUCAAAAUCAGCUCCCAGGCUAGCGCAUCUUUACCAUGUGCUUCUGUCACAGUACAACCACCCUUGAAGUCUCCAAGGACAAGUACCGCAUCUGUGGGGAAAACUUCUAUGUCCGCAGAGGAUGAGUUUGAUGAGCUUAUGUGGGAAAUUUCUGAUGAUAAACUAGAGGCUGAAUUGGAGCUUGAUUCAAAUAAAGAUGAAGAUGCCCUUCUUCUGGAGUUAUCAAAAAUGAUUGACAGCUGAUCCUAAAAUAAUUUAUAUUGUAAAGAUUAAGUACAUGUAAAUAAAUACCGAGGCACAGCAGUGUAUCAAUUUUAAUCGCAAGUUAGGAAAAACCUCAUAAUGGUUUGGCAUCUAGCCUUAAAUUGGGUUUACUCUGCUUAAUGUAGAUAUUCAUAUUUUCUGAUCUAAAUCCCAAGCAAAACAAAUAUAAAUUCUUUUUAGGCAAUUUAUAACUACAAACCUUUAUGUUCUGAUGCUCUUGUUUUGCCUUUUUCAAGACUAUUUUACUUGUUUUUUUAUCAUUAGACUGAAACAAGUGAUUUAAUUUUUUAUUUUAUUUUUAUUCUUUUUUUUAUAAGAUGUAAAUUUACUUCCUGUCUAUUUGAAAUUUUGAAUUGGAAAUCAAAGAAAUCAAAGUAUUCAGAAGGGCAUCUUUAUUGCUCCACUGGUGAGGGUUUUUUUCAUAGAAAUAUUACAAGUAUUACAAAUGCAUUAUUUGACUCAAAAGUGCCCGGAGCAGCAGUUACUAUAUCAGAAGUAAAACCAAGCUGUAAUUCUUUUCUCAGGAAAAGCUUUUACUAUUGAAUCAUGCAUUAUUGUAUUAUUAAAGACAGGUUAAAGGAAACCUUUGACUAUUUUUACUUAACCUUAUUAGAUGUACAUAUUUAUAUUUCCUAAUUUAGUAAAAAAUAAAAAAAAAUGCAUUUUUAUCUUAUUGGUUAAAUCACCUUGUGUAAUGCACCAUAUUCAUGUCUAAUCUAAUCAGAAACAGAAUGUUUAUUUUAUUAGUUAAAUCACGUAGUAUGUGCCAUAUUAGUUGGUAGCAUUUAGUAAUUUCAAGUUCUGUUACUUUCCUUUAUGGGAGAUUUAUUUUUGAACAAGCUCAGGUAUCAAAGAUAAACUAUUAGCAACAGAUGAAUAUCUAGUGGAGGAGAUUAAAUAAAAACUAGAUUUCUUCUUACUGCCAUAUUCAUGUUCACUACUGUUCCAUUUAAUGUUCAAUUUUGCACUGUAUUUUUAAAUCUUGUUAUUCUCACAGUAAAUACAUUACUUUUUAAUGCCUUUUAUUUUUUUUGCUUCUCCCAACUGCCAUGUUUUUGAAUUGUUGUACAAAAUAUUGUAUGUUGGUUGAAAUGACUGAACCGAAUAAAAUUUAACUUUGCUAUUUUCUAACA
Molecule: messenger RNA, 3840 nt
Organism: Bufo gargarizans (Asiatic toad)
Lineage: Eukaryota; Metazoa; Chordata; Amphibia; Anura; Bufonidae
Gene: ZC3H11A
Product: zinc finger CCCH-type containing 11A
Exons: 16
Coding region: 377-2686 (769 amino acids)
Molecular function (GO): metal ion binding
Source: RefSeq, a predicted model, not a curated record